UAAUCAGCAGGAGGUUGCUGCUGAUAACGGUUUAUAGCGUUCUUUGCAGAUCGGUUUCAUUUUUUAAGUUAUAUAAUCCAAAUAGAAUUUAAUACAGAAAAAGCACUUAAUAUUUCCAUCACAGAAAUAUUCCUGUUGGAUAUUCCAGUCCUAAAUAGGACGGAAAUCUUCAUAAUUUUCAUCAAUAUGCCCUGGCCGACAGAUUUCACAUUCAGAUAAUGUGCAAAUUCUGAAUUUAACUAGAUAAAAAGCCAUGGAGUUCGCAGAUAUGAUCAGAAUCCCCAAGCUGGACGGUGUGGUGAUGGUGGCCCCUUGCUUGAAGCCAAUCGAAGGCACCCUCUGCAUCACCGGUCAUCACAUGAUCUUCUCAGCUAGGACGGAAGGAGUGGACGAGCUAUGGUUACUCCAUGAAAAUGUCGAUGCAUUGGAAAGCAGGCCAGCAGGACAGCAGAAAGAAAGAAAAAUCCCAGGUGGAACUAUUGUAAUUAAGUGUAAAGACUUGAGGAUAAUCUACUUAAAUAUAAGCUCGUCCGAUCAACAUUAUUACGACGUCUUAUCCUCUUUGGAAAUUCUCAGUGGUCUAGAAAAUCCAACCCUCAAGUAUCCGUUUUUCUUCCGUCCCAUGUACAAAAUCUUAGAGGAUGGCUGGACAGCGUUCAUUCCUGAAGUCGAAUUCACAAAAAUCCUCAAACAUGAUGAGUGGAGGAUUACUACUGUCAAUUCUGACUAUUCGGUAUGCCCUAGUUAUCCCAAAACAGUUGCGGUACCUAAAUGUAUCGAUGAUGAAACAAUCUUGGCAGCUGCGCGUUUUAGAGAAGGCGGAAGGUUUCCUGUACUCAGCUACCGGCAUGAAGGAGGAGGUGUGCUAAUACGCAGCAGCCAACCUCUCUUAGGGCCCACGAACAAGAGGUCGAGGGAAGAUGAAAAGUUAAUCAAUUCUGUGAUCCCUUCCGGAAAACGGGGCUUCAUUGUCGACACGAGAACUCUCACACGUGCUCAAACAGCAAAGUCAAGAGGAGGAGGGUUUGAGAUGGAAAUGCAUUACCUCCAGUGGAAAAGGAUCCACACUCCUAUAGACAAAUAUCAGAAUGUCCUUGAAAAACUUACAAAACUAGUUGAAGCCUGUAAUGAUGUUUCGAUAAGCAGUGACAAAUGGCUGUCAAAACUCGAUUCGUCCGGCUGGCUAACUCACGUACGUGACACACUCAACUGUGCUUGCCAGGUCGCACAAAUUUUAGAUCAGGAAGGAGCAUCAGUGCUGGUUCAUGGAGCAGAGGGUAUGGAUGCUACACUCAUCGUGACUUCAUUAACACAAGUUAUUUUAAAUCCAGACUGUCGGACGGUCAGAGGUUUUGAAGCAGUAAUUGAACGAGAAUGGCUUCAAGGUGGCUACCCAUUUGCUAAAAGGCAUGCACACUCUUGUUACUCUCCAAUGGCGAUAAGGACGAAACAAGAAGCACCUACGUUCCUCUUAUUUCUUGACUGCGUUUACCAAAUCCACCAUCAGUUUCCCUGCAGCUUUGAGUUUUCUACUGAAUUUUUAGUACUGCUCUUUGAACACUCGUAUGCUUCACAGUUUGGGACAUUUCUGGGAAAUAAUGAAUUGGAAAGGGAACAGCUUAAGGUCUCACAGACUACUACAAGCCUGUGGUCUCAUAUCAACCAGCUAGAUAUCUUACCUUCCGUUCUGAACCCGCUUUAUGAACCAAACAACACAGUUAUCUGGCCAUCAGUUGCCCCAAUGAGCCUGGAACUCUGGGCUGGUGUAUUUCUAAGAUGGGUCAUGGACAGGAGUGCAGAAAAAGAGUUUUGGACUGCUAUAUCGGCUUUAAAAGAGAAGGAAAAGGAUCUCCGCCACCAGGCAGUUAAAUUGAGGCGGAAGUUGGCCGACCUUGAAAGAGAGUUGCUAAAUAAAGAUGAUUUGUUAGAACAAGGCAACACUCUUGACAUUAAACAUUGACAAAUUUUAUAAGACAUUUAUCAUUUUAAUAUGAUUUAUUAAAAAUGUACAAUGUUAUUUGUUUAGUCAUUAAUGAUUUGUCUUAAGCCCAGCAUCAUUGUUCAAACCGUUCAUUGUGCGGUAUAGAAUUUGUUGUACUUUCGCUGAAAGUUCAUGUCAAGGAGGUUAAAGAGUAAUUUAGAAAAGCAAUGGGUCCACCAGAAAUCUUUAUAGAACGUUUGAAACAUCUGAGAAAUUAUUUAUUUAUGAUUAAGAGAAUAUUAUAUGAUAAUGUUAUAGUUUUUAACAUAAAAAAGGCAACCAGAAAUGGCUUUAAACACAUAUAUUUCUAUUGCAUCGUGUAUUAAAUACAUUUUUUAAAAUUGUUUCUUGUUAUAAAUAAAACUCAUUCAAUCGCCACAUUGAAAUUUAAAAUAUUCAUCUCAGAUUGUGCAAAAUAAUUAAAAAGAACACAUGCAACUGAACACAAAAUUGGUUAUUUAUCAAUGUAUUUAUUUUGUAAUUAUGUGCUUGGGCUCAGGAUGGAUUUCCAAAAAUGUAUAGAGGGUAAUCAGUAUUUUUUUUCUGGUCCAAGUUAUUGUUUGUUCCAUUUCAAGUAAUAAAUGUCAUAUAACUUA
Molecule: messenger RNA, 2577 nt
Organism: Cimex lectularius (bed bug)
Lineage: Eukaryota; Metazoa; Arthropoda; Insecta; Hemiptera; Cimicidae
Product: myotubularin-related protein 9
Exons: 11
Coding region: 254-1960 (568 amino acids)
Biological process (GO): negative regulation of autophagy
Source: RefSeq, a predicted model, not a curated record